AUGGCGGCUCCUCGCUGCAGGUUGGACCUGUGCGGCGUCGUGUGUCUGCUCCUCACGUACUUCAGCGUGUUCUACGCGGACUACGUGGUGGUUCGCUAUGUUCUCAUCCCCACGUUCUCCGGCAGCGUGUGGUGCAGUCUCCACGGAUCCGUCUUCAACCUGAUUCUGCUGCUGCUGCUGGCCUGUCACUCCAAAGCCGUCCUCUCAGAUCCGGGUAAGGUGCCUCUUCCCGACACGGCCCUGGACUUCUCAGACCUGCGCUCGCAGUCGACUCGGAUGAGCGAGCGUGGCUGUGAGGGCUGGACGGUGUGCAGCCGCUGUGAAACCUACAGACCUCCCAGGGCGCACCACUGCCGCGUCUGUCAGAGGUGCAUCCGCCGCAUGGACCACCACUGUCCAUGGAUCAACAACUGUGUCGGGGAACUAAACCAAAAGUAUUUCAUCCAGUUCCUCUUCUACACCGGCAUGGCCAGCCUGUACUCCAUGGUGCUGGUGGUGUCGGCUUGGAUCUGGCAGAUAAGGAACGAGAGAGGUGGCGACGCAGAGAAAGAAGGAGAGGAGACACCGAGCAAACACCUGAUCGUCGCUCACUACAUCAUCCUGCUGGUGGAGUCGGUGCUGUUCGGUGUGUUUGUCAUGGUUAUCUUCUACGAUCAGUUAAUCUCCAUCAUCACGGACGAGUCUCCGAUCGAGCAGAUGAAGAACAGACUGAUGAUCAAAGACAGAGGAGCCUCAUCUACCUCCUCUUCCUCCUCCUCCUCACAGCCGCCCCCCCACCCCCCACACACCCGCAAGCCCAAGAUCGCUCUGCUGCGGGAGGUCUUCGGACGAGGUUCAGUCUUCUUCUGGUUUCUUCCUCUCCACUCCAACCCUCCGUCCGUCGGGGGCGUCUCCUACUCGGCCCUGCCCGACUACGACGUCUGACCUCUGGUCUGUGAGAGAGGAUGAGGAACAGAUGGCGAGGAAGGUUCUGUGUGUGUGUCUGUGUGUGUGUGUGUUUACGUGCGAGAGUCAAUUUGCUGCCUAACUACGAUGUCUUAUCUCUGGAUCUUUGGCGACG
Molecule: messenger RNA, 1060 nt
Organism: Limanda limanda (common dab)
Lineage: Eukaryota; Metazoa; Chordata; Actinopteri; Pleuronectiformes; Pleuronectidae
Product: zf-DHHC domain-containing protein
Exons: 9
Coding region: 1-924 (307 amino acids)
Biological process (GO): peptidyl-L-cysteine S-palmitoylation; protein targeting to membrane
Cellular component (GO): endoplasmic reticulum; Golgi apparatus
Molecular function (GO): protein-cysteine S-palmitoyltransferase activity
Source: RefSeq, a predicted model, not a curated record